Messenger RNA from Tripterygium wilfordii, 1177 nucleotides. Its product is annotated as (+)-neomenthol dehydrogenase-like. Gene Ontology annotation, molecular function: oxidoreductase activity, acting on the CH-OH group of donors, NAD or NADP as acceptor. Lineage: Eukaryota; Viridiplantae; Streptophyta; Magnoliopsida; Celastrales; Celastraceae. Gene Ontology annotation, cellular component: membrane. The transcript is spliced from 5 exons. Bases 96 to 1007 code for a protein of 303 amino acids. The record is from RefSeq and is a predicted model, not a curated record.
AUAAUUGAGCCUCCUCUUUUUGCCCAAUUGUUUGACUCGUCACCUAACACUCUUCUUUCUCAACAACCUUUGCAGCAAAACAAAUCUGGACGACAAUGGCAGAAGCAACAAAGUAUGCAGUUGUGACUGGAGCAAACAAAGGGAUUGGAUUUGAGGUAGUAAGGCAGUUAGCUUCAAAUGGCAGCAGCAGCACCAUCAAAGUGGUGCUAACAGCUAGAGAUGAGAAAAGGGGCAUUGAAGCUGUCGACAAACUCAUCAAAGAAUUUGGUCUCUCUGCAGGCAAUGUGUUUUUUCAUCAGCUUGAUUUAACAGACCCUGCCAGUGCUUCUACUCUGGCCGAUUUCGUCAAAACCCAAUUCGGAAAGCUUGAUAUCUUGGUGAACAAUGCUGGUAUCAAUGGAGUCAUCUUUGAUCCUACCGUUCCAUUUGAUAUACAUCUUUCAGCUGAAGGAGGGACUACUGUGAGAAAUAUGAAAGAAAUUGCAACUCACACUUAUGAUUUAGCACAAGACUGCCUCAACACUAACUACUAUGGCACUAAAAGAGUCACCGAAGCGCUUAUUCCGCUCCUCAAGUUAUCCGAUUCUCCGAAAAUCAUAAAUGUUUCCUCUAUCGCCGGCCUGUUGAAGUCCAUACCAAAUGAAGAGAUUAGAGCAGUAUUCAACAACAUUGAAAGCCUGACAGAGAAGAAAAUACAUCUUCUGCUUAGUGAUUUUCUCAAAGAUUUCAAAGAGGGUUCUUCAGAAACCAAAGGCUGGCCAACCGUUCUUCCUGCAUAUCAAAUGUCCAAAGCAGCACUCAAUGCCCACACAAGGUUACUUGCCAAGAAUUACCCAGACAUCUGCAUCAAUUGUAUUUGUCCUGGCAUUGUCAAAACAGAUAUGAACCGUGGAAGUGGCAUUUUAACUCGUGAAGAAGGCGCUGCGGGUCCUGUGAAGUUAGCGCUACUGCCUAAUGGAAGCCCUUCUGGCCUCUUCUUUGCUGACGGAAAAGUUUCAUCGUUCUGAAUGUGAUAAUGUUGAAGAUAGAAGUUUAGAAAAAUAAGACGUGUAAAUGAUUUUCCAUUGUUCUAAAUAUAUAUGUUAUUGUUGUGAUAUGUAUGAACUAUGAAGUACAUAUAGUAUGUAUAUGAUGUUUGCCGAGGAUGGAUGGAUUGGAAAAAUGAUUAAUGUGCUAA